Molecule: messenger RNA, 1806 nt
Organism: Balearica regulorum gibbericeps (East African grey crowned-crane)
Lineage: Eukaryota; Metazoa; Chordata; Aves; Gruiformes; Gruidae
Source: RefSeq, a predicted model, not a curated record
AUGUUGUCUUAUUUCUGCAUGAACUGGAUUCUGCUGCUGCUGUUCACAGACUCCACGGAAUCGGAAUCACUCGUGAAAGGAAUGGUUGGUCAGAAUGUCUCUGUGCCCUGCUCAUACAGUGUUAAGAGCGCAGAAGAUAUCACGUCAAUGUGCUGGGGUCGUGACAGCUGCCCUGUUUCAAAAUGUUAUCGGACCAUUAUCUGGACAGAUGGAUGGAAGGUGAUAGAGCAGUAUGGCACCAGGUACAAGUUGGAAGGGAACCUGAGGAAGGGUGAUGUGUCCCUCACGAUUGUGAAUGCAGAGGAAGCAGACAGCGGGAUAUACUGCUGCCGCGUGGAGAUCGUAGGGUGGUUCAAUGAUCAGACCAGUAAUCACAAGGUUGUGAUAGAGAAAGCUCCUGGGAGCACCAGCGAAUCGUCCUUUGCCAUCACAAGCACGUGGCUGUCGGUUUCUGCUUCAGAAGCUCCUCAGACUAACACGUCUGUAUCGCUUCCCAGUCAGCAGUAUUCAGAAAAUGGGCUAUACAUUGGGAUUGGUUUAUGUGCGGUACUUCUCACCAUCCUUGUUUUGGCUCUGUUCCUCACCAGACGUAAGUACUCUUCACGGGUGGUUAUUCAUGGAUGGGUCAGCUUCGUUGCAUAUUGGAGACCAGAACGUGCAGGGAACCGUCGUGCCCUGGAAGAUGAGGUCCAUGCAGAGGAAAACAUUUAUUCUCUGUCAGCUAAAAUGUCCCAUUUUGUGCUGUUUCACUGGAUUAUGAUACAGAUCUUUAUAGCACACACCGCAUCCGAAACUGUUGUUAGAGGAGUAAUAGGGAAACCUGUUAAGUUGCCUUGCUCCUACCAGGUGGCACGACUUAAGGACGUCUCCGAUAUGUGCUGGGGCAGAGGCCCGUGCCCAAAUUCAAAGUGCAAUAACAAAAUUUUGCACACCACUGGGAAUAGGGUAACAUACAGAAAAUCUCAGAGAUACAGUCUCCAGGGCUAUAUUUCCUACGGAGAUGUGUCUCUCACGAUUGCGAAAGUGAAGGCAGAAGAUGCAGGUACAUAUUGCUGCCGCAUAGAGAUCCCGGGUUGGUUCAACGACAUCAAACAGAACAUGCGGCUGGAGGUGGUCAGAGGCCCUCCAGUGAUGACAACCACCACAAGAAAGGCUCCCAUUUCCCCCAAACAUUUUAGAAAAACAACUUUUGCUCCCCAAGCAACCUCUGAUCAUCAAACCACAGCAGAGACUGCUGUCCUCCUGACAACCACCAUCCCCCCAGCAACAACUGCAACCACUGAGUCUCCAGCAGUAACUACACUGGAGACUGUUGCUCCCCCAAUAUUUGCUGUGACAGCAAAUGAUACUUCUCCAGAAACUAUGGCGACAACCAGUGUCCUCCCAGAUUUUUCAACUGAUUUCCAAGCAGCUGACAUGAGGACUGAAGAUGACUACAUGUUCUGCUCAGCAGAGUCUGUCCCUCUUCCUGGAGCGACUACCGAAUUUCCCAGUACACUUCUAACGGCAGAGGGAACUAAAAGUGCUGACACUUCUCCCAUGGUUGAAGAUGUGCCAACUGCAGGGAUUUCAACAAAUUCAGACAAUGAGGUUGAGAACCAUUAUGAUAACGGAGAGAAGUUUCUCAGCUAUGCCAUUCUCAUUGCCUGCCUCACAGUGGUGCCCAUUCUUUUCAUACUGAUGUCUUUGUUGUUGUGGAAACGUAAACACACAAAGAAGUUUAUAAUGAAAAGCCUUGAACCAGCGGAAGACCUUGAAAAAGUUUUCAGUGGAACUGAAGGAGAAAACAGCAUUUUUUUGCUGUGA